Canariomyces notabilis is the source of this 2272-nucleotide messenger RNA. RefSeq lists its product as uncharacterized. Lineage: Eukaryota; Fungi; Ascomycota; Sordariomycetes; Sordariales; Chaetomiaceae. The record is from RefSeq and is a predicted model, not a curated record. The coding region runs from base 271 to 1944 and encodes 557 amino acids. The transcript has 2 exons.
GUGAAGAGCGUGUGCAGCACCCCCGAAGACGACUGACUUCAUUCCCUUGAGCAGUCGCAAUAUUUCUCAUGGUUUGAAGCAUAAAGCCACUAACCCAUCCACCUCUGCCUACGAGAAAUUUCUUAGGUGCUCAUAAGCCUUCAUGUUUGGGCUGACACGUUCCGCCUGCUUCCCUCCGCAGUGCGGUGUCGCUGAACGAGGAGCGCCGAGACCUAUUCCUGUCCCAUCUGGACUACUGGCGACAGCAACUCUGUUUUUCCCUAUUUCAUAAUGUUUCCCAAUCGAGGAUUCGAUCCUUUCCCUCAGCAGCCCGAAACUCUCGGAAAAGAAGGUGGCAUGUCAAGCCAAACCGUCCCAUCUUCACACACCGAAGCGACCGAGCAGCGUACCUACACCACGGUCGGUUCAAUUUACAACCCGAAGGCGACAACACCGCUCCAGCCGCCAACCCGCCGUGCGAGGGCACGUCGAUUUCCACAACCCCUUCGAUCGCCAACUGGAGAGUCCUUCUUACCGUUUCCGGACGCUUUACUCUCGACGUUAUCUCUCAACGACACGGCGCCUGCCUCGCCUCCGGCAACAACAGCGACUCAUCAGCAGUACUCUCCACUCCAGCAAAACUACGAUCGAGCAGUUAGCCCCAUACCAGAACCGAGCAAGUCUGUAGCCACAACUGGUAUUCCGAUGCCCAGCCUUCGUUCAGGUAACUUACCUCUACCCGGAGGCAUUGAAGGCGACGACAGCAGUGCUUCCGAAGACACACUGGCUUCGUCCCGCAUCACCGUCAAAGGACUUACCAACCUGGCCUCCUACCCCAAUCCGAUGCAAAAGGCUGCUCAGAAAGCCCUGGCAAGAGCUCGAAAUGGCAAUCCUGGUCUCAGUCGUCCGGACACCCCUUCUUUUCCAUCUAUGACCCCGGACUUGAGCAAGGAUCGCCUGGCUAAUAAUUCAUACGGCUCAGCGGCCGCCGCGGCCGGACCACCAAAGCCUCUGACAGCAGGCCCACCAGGUCAUCGACAGUUCAGGCCGUCGACCUUCGAGGCAGCAUCUAGGAUUCUCCGUCCAGAGGAACCGAUUGUUUAUGCCCCGCAGACAACUAGGCCUUUCGAGUUCAAGCCCUCGACUGCCCCAUCGUACAAUGGCGGCAACACUUCCCUGAGCGAGUUCGACCACAUUAGCGCAAAUCCAGGUCCAAGCCGUCCCGCACCUUUCACCCCCGGAAGAGAUCAUGGCCCCGUCUCCCGAACACUCCCAAGCCCUACAAAAUCUCCGCUGCUCACCGAAGCACUCUCUGCUGCUGUGCCCACGGAGGUCUUCUAUAGUACUCAACAGCGCAAAGUUCACGAUACCCUUCCCUUUGAGAGGAUCAAGGAGUACUUCCCUAACAGCUUGCCCUCCAACUACGAUGGUCGCUACACGCCGAUAGCAGGAGAUUGGUUCGAAGAAUACCCAGUCGGGAAGCUCAUGUCCUCAGGCGAGAACUAUUCGUCAGAAGCGAGCAGAAUCAACAGACAAUUCUACUCUGGCAUAGAGCGGAUUCUCAGAGAACAAGUCCAGCGUGAGCGUAACGACUCCUGCAUCUCGCCGGCAAAAAGCGUCGGCGUAAUUGGCGAGGAGCGCUUACGGCUUCACGGAAGCCAAACCGAGAAACGGGAGGCGAAGACCAGUGAUGAGGCGCCACACCAGCCGAGGGAGGCAACAGCCGCACCUGCGGCCGAAAAUGACGAUGCGAGCGCUCUGAUGGACCUGGCCUAUGCCACGCUGCUUAGGUACAAGGCGCAGAGAGACCCGAACACGUCCGCUCAGAACCCAUGGCCCGCUGGAUUCGUCCCGGCCGAGGAGGCGUGGGUGGACAGCAGUGAGGAGGCACAAAACAGCUUCUUUGACGAGCCUAAGGAGGUUAAGAAGAAGAAGGCCUCGAGGAGGCAGAGACUGGGAUACUAAGACGAAAUGACGAUGGCGGUCGACAUGGAAGGGCAGAAAGUAAGGGUUUUCGCCGGCAUGGAUUCUCGCUGAAGACGGGGGAAUUAGAGGCGACUUGCUUAAGGGACGCUGUUCUGCUUGUGGAUGACGAGCGGUUAUGGCUGAAGCGAUACCCUAGCUGCGUACGCCAUCGGGGAAUAUCUUCGCUUUUGUUGGCUGUUCCUUCCCUUCCUGCACCGUACGUCGUCGCAUUUGUAUGUUUACAUACCGGUACCGAGUUAGACCGGGCAGGGUCUAUUUCGCCGCGCGCUGCUUUUGUUUUCUUUUGCUUCGGCAAACUCAGAUGUAG